Molecule: messenger RNA, 3874 nt
Organism: Poeciliopsis prolifica (blackstripe livebearer)
Lineage: Eukaryota; Metazoa; Chordata; Actinopteri; Cyprinodontiformes; Poeciliidae
Exons: 13
Coding region: 462-2396 (644 amino acids)
Biological process (GO): cytokine-mediated signaling pathway; immunoglobulin mediated immune response
Cellular component (GO): external side of plasma membrane
Molecular function (GO): cytokine receptor activity
Source: RefSeq, a predicted model, not a curated record
GUACCCUCUCACACUGCUGGAGCGACAGACACCAGCAGGGCUAUGGGAGCCUCAGUGGUCUAUGGAGCAGGUGUUCCCCUGUAACUGAUCACACAGUUACUAUCAACGAAACCACACGCCGCAGUCCGGCCGCAGCUCUGUUGUCAGAGCGUCACGGACGUCCUCCUCCUUUUUCCCCCCCCUGCAGUCGUCACUGCUGAGAGGCAGAACGAGAAACAUGAAGAAGAGCAGAGGAACCACUUUGAGCUGAGGAGGGAGAAGCUGAGGACUGAACGGCGCUGCCAAGCAGGAGGGAGGAAAUAAAUUGAGGAACUCAAAGAAGACGGCGAGCUGCUUUGCAGACAGGAUGAGAAGAACAACAGCUAGAAAGUGACUGAUGCCCUCAAACCUUCUGGUCACACAUGUAGGAAACCCAGCCAUCCUCGUGGUUCAUAUCUCAAAGAAAAUAACUUGUGAAGAAAAUGGCGACAACCAGGAUAGGACUCUUUCUCUUCCUUAUCUUUCGUAUCUGCAGUGCUAGAGCUGAUGAAUGCCCGAGCAUUCAUCAGUUAAAGAGUCUCACUUGCUACAAUGACUUCAACCGUGUUAUGAACUGUGUGUGGAACAGCUCUCACGUCCGCCAUCUUACCGGCGACGUGUGCACAGUACAUGCAAAAAAUACUGAUUACGGUUUUUACAAUGCUUCCUGUGAUCUAAAGCCCAUUGAUGCCUCCAACCCAGCUUUAAAAAGCUGCUCAAUGACAUUCCAGUAUACCUACAUUUUCCAGUCAUUUCAUAAUUUAACCGUGACUGUGAGAUGCACGCCUUCAGAACAUCUUGAAGUCAUCUACAACAUGCCAAGUUGUAACAUAAAGUUGAACCCACCAGGACGGCCGUAUGUAAACCACACCAAGGUGACCUGGACCUUUGAAGAACACAUGAGAAUUGACAUGUUCCUCUUUGAGCUACAGUGGAAGCAAAAGGAUAAGUCGUGGACUGAUACACCCAUUCAGAAUAAAAACGUCCGGUGUAAAGAGAACUGCGAGAUUCGGCUGGACCCCAGUUGGUUCAUAAAAGAUGAGACUUACGAAGCUCGUCUUCGCAUGCUGUUCCUUCCCUCCUAUUAUUCGGGAACCUGGAGUGACUGGAGUCCCACCAGCUCAUGGGUGUCACAAGUGGGGACGUUGAAACCAACCCCAGAGUUGGACGAGGCUGUUUCCACCAAAGGCGUUGUGACCCUGGCAGUGUUGGGUCUUUUGCUCGCCGCCGUUGUCCUUUUCAUGCGCAAAAAACAACUGAUCUACGUAGUGAAAAGCUUUAAAGGCAGAUCCAUACCGGACCCUGGGAAAGCCGAAAUUUUCCAGGACUGGUUUUCUCUGAACCCGAAAGGUCAAGAAGUUAUUCCUGUUUCAAAGCCCGAAAAAUCUGCAGUCCAGACCUGGCUAAGCUCCCACUUCACCGAGGUGUGCGUUCAGUCUUUGUUGAGCUCAGUGGAUAUUGUCUCCUACGAAGUAACCUCCACCGUGGACGCCAUGAAGUUCUGCAGACCAGAAGUAAAAACGGUCCCAGAAGGCGAGAGCUACGACUCCAGCUGCUCCAGCUUCUCCAACCCCAGUUACUCCGAGCUCUGCUCUUCUGCUUGCGCGCCCGCCAAGAAGCUGCAGCCCUGCGCGCCCGACGCCCCUUACAAGCCGACAGGCGGCCGAGUCGAAGAGCGGGACGCCGAACAGGAUGGCGACGCCGAACAGGAUGGCGACGCCGCGGCGAGAAAAGAACUGGAAAUGGUCAAGUUGCUCUUUAUGGGCGGCGAUAAGCAGAAGGCGGUGAUCGUUUCAGACUACGAGAAGGUGGAAAAACAGCAGCAGCAGGCCGAGAGGUUCCGGCUCCACAGCGUGGAUUCGGGGAUGUGCAGCUGUGAAGAAGUCAGUCAGGAGAGCAUGGAAGCAGACAGCAUCAACACGGCCGACGGACACGACGAAGGGACGAAGGAGGGAAAGCAGGAAGACGAGGAGGGAGAGAACGCGACAAAACUAGAUUUUCAGAUGUUGUUCGGUGGCAGCGGGAACGUUUUGGGCAAAAACUCUAUCCAGACGUGUUUCGAUUACAAACAAAUCCCCAGGCUGCGACAUGAAAGCCCAGCGCCUCCGGGCCAGGACUCAGGCGUUAGCAAGACAGCGGAGAGCGAGGAACAGGAAGGCGGCACAGACGACGACGACAAGCCCUCCGAGACCACCCGCUUCCUUUCCCCACCUCAACCUCCCGGGGCGCCGCCACAGCAGCCUUUAAGCACCGCUCUGAGUUCGUUUUUACCGCCUCUCCACGGUAACGACAUCCUGAAGCAGAUUGCUCUGUCAGGCAGCAUGCUGAGGCAGCCCUGUAGCGACGGCUACAUGCCGGUGAAGCAGAGAGAGAGCUGAUAAUCACAGCAGGCCUGGUGUUGCAGUCGGACAGCACCAGCAGAGGGCGGUGCUCUUAAUGAAUGUAUUUUCUCCGUUUUUAAACCAGCUUAUUUAUCAGUGCCGAGAUACGAGGCACAAAAUGAGACAUAAUCGACUCUUCCCGGUAGCAGAAUGCUAGUUAGCAUAGCCACAAUGAUGAUAGAUAAACAGUGUUUUUGUCACGAUAAGGUGUUUCUCCGUCAUUAGCUCAUAUUAUGAGCUAAUGACAACGCUAGGACCCUCCUCCUGGCUCUGACUGGUUGGUGCAUUUUUUCAGAUAAUUAAAAAUUUAUCUUUUUACAGAUUGUCUGUCUUAUACUAUACUGUCGCCACGUAGUAACAGUUUUUACAAAUUGUUUUCGAAAAGCUACAUACUGUACACUGGCAGAUGAAAACUGUGAACUUCUCUCAAUGUGGCUGAAGCUAAAAGUGCAACAUCUUAAUGUUUAAUUCAUUGUUAAAGUGAAACUAUGAAGGUAAAAGAAACUGAAAUUUCGUCCACAGCAACCAGUGCUGCCGGGGCUCUGGUCCCCUCGUUCCCCCAUCUAGAACCGCCCAUGACCAGGUCAAUGUACCUUUACCCAAAGUCACAAAUUUAUUCUUAUUACAGAGACUCUAUUGUGUAGUUUUGAAUAGCAUACUUUUUUUUUUUUUUUUUACAAAGAAUAUUGUAACUUUCAGGCGAUCGCCUCUUUUUGUUCUUUCUUUCUUGCUCUUUUUUUUGUUGUUUUUGUCAAAAUGAAUACAAAUGCAUUUCUGUUAAAUAUGUGAGUGAAAAUGUUCAUAUCUUUUCUUUUUGCUUGUUUAUCUAAGCAGCAGUUCAUUCCUACAUGCAACAACAUCUCCGUUUCACAUGGCAGCUUCAUCACGUACCGAUGAGUGAAAAAAUGUUUUUGAAAAUUCAUGAAGGCUAUUGUUUUCAUAUACAGUAUAUGUCUAGAUUAUUCACUGAUUAAGAUCUGAGUUUGGCAAAGGUGGUGGAAAUAGUUAGAUCUGAUAAUGACACCCACACUGAUCAGAUGACAUAUUGGCAGCUGAUAUAUUUUCCAAUACUUGACCUUAUUUUUUUGGUAUCCAAACGUAAUGGAGUAGCUGUGUUUUUUUUUUAAACGAACGUUUCGCCUACAAAUUAAAUGGUUUGUUUUUAUCAUUAAUUUUUUGUUUACCGUUAAAUGUAUUAGACUUACCUCGCUGUCAUAUUUUAUCUUUAUUUUACUAUUUCAUUGCUUACUAGUAUUUGUAUGUCAGUGAGCGAGAUUUGAAAUUUCUGAAUUUUUCUCCAAUUAUUUUCCUUUUAAGAAAUGUUCAACAAAUAAGCGGCACGUGUAAAUGUAGAUGAAAUACAUUGAAAUGCAUUUUAAUAUUGCAUCAUUGCAUUUUAAUACACGUAUUAAAAUGAAAACAGUUCUGUGUUUUGUCUUUUUUUUCUUUUUUUUUUUCUUUUUACUAAGGCUUGG